CUGACAAACCAAAACCACUCAGUGCUGUUACCACACGUUCAUAUUUGUUUUUUCGUUUUCCUUUUUUAAAUUGAGCGUCUAUCUAACUAUUGCUCUUCGUUGUACUUGUUGACUAAUACCCGGGGGGUCGUCAACCUCACGCGUAAAGCGGUUACAACAACAGCAACGAAGUUUUACCGGAUGAGCAACAGUAACUGAGAGACGUGAGGCAGUCAUGCUUCUGGUGGACCGUGGUCUGUUCAUCGGCACUGCGGCCGACCUCAACAACCCCCAGGCAUUGGCUGAUGCGGCUGUCACUCACAUCCUGUCUGUGGACUCGGUAGACCCCGGCCCGCUGCUUCCCGCUAAUGCAGCCUUUUGCAGGAAGUGGGUCAAUGUUUUAGACGAAGCGAUGUCUGAUCUUCUGAGUCACAUGGACGACUGUUUCCUGUUCAUUCAGGAGGCUGUGGAGGCAGGCCAGGCUGCACUUGUCCACUGCCAAGCCGGUCGGAGUCGCAGUGGCACCAUUGUGACUGCUUAUUUAAUGAAGAGAUACCAGCUGGGCUUCACUGAGGCUUACCACCGACUGAAGAGUAUUAAACAGGACGUCCAAGCCAACAGUGGUUUUGAAGAGCAGCUGUGUCUGUAUGAAGCCAUGCAGUGUGAAGUGGACACCUCCAGUCCUCUGUACAAACAAUACAGACUGACCAAGCUCACAGAGAAAUACCCAGAGUUGCAGCAGGUUCCUAGGGAGCUGUUUGCUGUUGACCCUGCCCUCUCCAACUCUUCUGAAGUGUCUUAUCGAUGCAGGAAGUGCAGACGGACUCUGUUCCGUGACUCCAGUAUUCUCAGUCACCCAGUAGGAGAAGGAGCCUCAGCCUUUAGUCACAAGAAGUCAAGUAACCUCACUGGAGAAGUCCAGUGUACAUCAUACUUCAUCGAGCCAGUGCAGUGGAUGGAACAAUCCUUACUUGGAGUGAUGGAUGGACAGCUCCUGUGUCCGAAGUGUAAAUCCAAGCUGGGCUCAUUCAGCUGGUGCGGGGAUCAGUGUUCGUGUGGCCGCUGGGUGACUCCCGCCUUCCAGCUGCACCGCAACAGAGUGGACGAGAUCCGGCAAAUGAACAUGCAGAAAUAACACACACAGAUAAAACAUUACAAUCAAUGCAGGCAAAAAAGACAUAACACAGAGCUGGCCAACACACAUUUAUAUUGGGUUUUCAGACACUGGAGAUGUUUCAGAUGUUUCUAACCCAUUUAUCCAUUUCAGAAUGAAUUAGCUCCUAUCCUAAAUGUUAAAAUAUAUUUCUGUAAUUUGCACAUAUAACUGUAAAUAAAAACAGAUCUGUAAAUAUGAAAUGGAAAAUCUGUACUGAUCUGAGAAUGGUUUGAUUAUGUUUGAGGAGUAUUUCCAUAGAAGAGAUGGAGUAUGUGGGAUUCAUAUCAAUACAAAUUAGAAUCUCCUGUAUUUUGGAUGAUGUCACUGCCUAAAUCAUCUAAAAUCAGCUGUUGGAGCAACCAGCGUUGUUGUUCCAGACAAAUUGGUUUCAUAUUGCACUUUUCCAUUGUUAGAUGCUCACUUGAAUGCAUUAUUCAUUCGCUCAUGGCUGCCAAUGUGUGCCUACGGCCUCUCCAACCCCCACCUACAUCACACACUUGCAAUCAUACACCAGAGAGCAUACACCUGGGGGCAAGGUGGGUUAAGUGUCUUGCACAAGGACACAACGGACAGACUCGGGAUGGAGGGAAUCAAACCGCCAACCUUCCAGUUAUUGGAUGACCGAUCUACCUCUUGAGCUACUGCUGCCUGAGUCAUUUGUCAUUUUUUGUUAUUCCUGUCUAAAGUCUUCCUUCCUUCUGCCUUUAAUGCACAUCCAACAGAAACUUGGUUCCUCCAGCUGUGGCCGCCAUUUGAUUCCCAUCCAGACCCAUGGGUCCAACUGAGAGAUAACUCUGCGAUGAAGGUUGUGAGGUUCAGUUUCUGUCAGGCAGAUGCUGAAAACAUCAGUCAUAAUUCAGAUGACAUAAUACUUUCUUAAACUGUAGCCCAGAAGCUCACUGAAAUAUGUCAGAGUGAUCAAUGGGAAACCAAAUUUUCCUCACACAAGCUCCAUUAAUUUCCCUUUUUCUGAUGUUGUAUCUGUCAUAUAUUCUCAAGUACACAGUGAUUCAUUGCUUUGAUGGGUAAAAAUGCAGUACAUAAAUUAUUAAAAGCCAGUCCACAGAA
Molecule: messenger RNA, 2203 nt
Organism: Mugil cephalus (flathead mullet)
Lineage: Eukaryota; Metazoa; Chordata; Actinopteri; Mugiliformes; Mugilidae
Gene: dusp12
Product: dual specificity phosphatase 12
Exons: 8
Coding region: 215-1114 (299 amino acids)
Biological process (GO): protein dephosphorylation
Cellular component (GO): nucleus
Molecular function (GO): protein tyrosine/serine/threonine phosphatase activity
Source: RefSeq, a predicted model, not a curated record